This is a messenger RNA of Xyrauchen texanus (razorback sucker), 4782 nucleotides long. RefSeq names its product rap guanine nucleotide exchange factor 1-like. NCBI's taxonomy places the organism in Eukaryota, Metazoa, Chordata, Actinopteri, Cypriniformes, Catostomidae. The transcript has 25 exons. Bases 105 to 3359 code for a protein of 1084 amino acids. Gene Ontology annotation, biological process: positive regulation of GTPase activity; Ras protein signal transduction. The record is from RefSeq and is a predicted model, not a curated record. Gene Ontology annotation, cellular component: plasma membrane. Gene Ontology annotation, molecular function: guanyl-nucleotide exchange factor activity.
CAGACCAGGACCACACCGACCGGUCUGUCUCCUUAAGAUGCUGGAAUAACGGCGUUAAAUCUUUUGCAUCUUUAUCGUGACCAUCUUACUCACUGUCUCCAAAAAUGUCUGGGAAAAUAGACAGUAAACAAGAAUCCCAGCGUUCACACUUGGCAUCCUUUACGAUGAAACUAAAGGAUAAAUUCCACUCUCCCAAAAUCAAGAGGACGCCAUCAAACAAAAAGUCAAAACCACCACCUGAACAACGUGUGAAGUCCCCAGAGAAGACAGAGACUAAGAGUCAGAAUCGAUUAGAGGAGCAUGAGAAAGAAGUGGUCAGUGCAUUGCGGUACUUCAAGACGAUAAUCGACAAGAUGGCAGUGGACAAGAAAGUCUUGGAAAUGCUUCCUGGAUCAGCCAGCAAAGUGCUGGAGGCCAUCAUGAACUUGGUACAACUAGAUGGCAAGAUAUUGAGCAGUUCACGAGUGUCCUCCUGUCUGAAUCGGCUCUAUCAGAGUCUUGCAAACCUCAUACGCUGGUCAGACCAAGUAAUGCUGGAGGGGGUGAAUUUAGAAGAUAAGGAAACAAUAGCGACCGUCACCACUGUGAUCAAAGCAGUGCUGGAUGGUGUAAAGGAGCUUGUUAAAGUCACCAUCGAGAAGCAGGAACAGCCCUCCCCCACAACGCCUGUCAAAACCCUGCCUUCUGUUGCAAGUCCACAGCGUGUUCCAGACCCCCCUGUCAUUGAGAUGAAGGAAAACAUCUCAAAUGAUGCCCCUGCCCCGUCUGAGACCACAGAGACGCCAAAUGAAGUCCCUGAUGAGGAGGUGGCCCCUCCUAAACCCCCUAUACCUGGACUCAAAGUGCCUGAACACUGUCCACCGGCUCUUCCCCCAAAGAAGCGUCAGUCUGCACCGUCUCCCACAAGGAUUGCCGUGGUUGCGCCGAUGAGUCGUACCACCAGUGGAUCAAGUCUCCCUAUUGGUAUCUGUCGACAGGAUUAUGAGACAGAUGCAUUACAAAGGCGUUUUUCGGGGGGCAGUCACUCUUAUGGAUGUGAAUCACCACGUCUGUCCCCCUGUGGCAGCAUCGGCGUAUUGAGCAAGUCUGACGAACAGCUGUCCUCACUGGAGCAGGACAGUGGACAGUGCUCUCGUAACACCAGUUGUGAGACUCUAGACACAGCAGAGAGCUACGACCCCGACUAUGACUUCCUGCAUCAGGACCUGUCUAGCAUCGAUCAGAUCCCUGCUGCACACACAGGGGGUUGUCUAAGCCCUCUCCCUGAGUCUCACCAUGAAUCAUCCCCCUUCCCUGUCCAGCUUAAAUCAAUACCACCCGCUCUCCCAAAGAAGGAACGCCGGCCAACUCUGCCUCUGGUGGAACGGCUUUACUCUCAAUAUGACAACGUUUCAGAAGAGGAUAUGCAGACCCCACCCUUCCCCCUCUUCGUGCCAAUGCCACCCUCGAAUCCUGGAGAAUUUUUGGGAAAUUUCAGCAUUGCUGAAAACAGUCACAUCCCCCAGAGCCCCCCACCCCUGCCAGAAAAGAAGAGUCGACAUAUCCUGAAAUACAUGCAGUUUAUGGAGGACUAUUCCGAGCCGUUGCCUUCCAUUUUCUACCAGACGCCGCAGAGCGAAAGCAUUUAUGAGCAGCGCAAUAGGAAGCGCUUUCAGGAAGUGUAUGGCCUCAGCGACUCCUUCAGCAGCAGCGACGAACCGCCCCCUCCCCCAGCCCUGCCACCCAAACAGAGACAGCUGGCAUCCUCACACUCUGCAUCUCCUUCCUCCUCCUCCUCUUCCUCUCUGUCGUGUCACUUGCAGCAGUGUGCUUCCGGGCCAGGCCCUGGUGAGACAGACACUGCUCUCUGCCAGUCCACAUCUAACUCCUCUCUCAGCCACCAGGGUUCCCUGCCUGCCCCUGCGAGUGAAAGUGCUAAUGAUGAAGUUGGGGAGGGUGAAUACGUCAAUCUGUAUUCAUCCAACCAGGCCAAUGGAGAUGUGACUCUCUCCAAUGGAGACUCUUCUUGUGAACCUGAGGACUCACUGCAGGACGCUGCAUCAGAACACAGCAAAGAUACGGCAGACCGAGAAGGCUGGAAGCAAAAGUGUGCAGACUCAGAGUUGACCUCAGAGGAUGUGGAUGAGCUCUCGCUGACUGACCAUGAAGAGAUCAUGUCUCACAUAACACUAAAGCAAGAGAACGACGAUGGCCCUGAUGUCCGAGCUGGAUCAGGAGACAUUUUAUUAGUUCAUGCCACAGAAACAGAUCGCAAAGAUCGAGUUUUAUACUGUGAAGCCUUCUUGACCACAUACAGAACGUUUCUAACCCCAGAGGACCUCAUUAAAAAGCUCCGCCAUAGGUUUACUAGGUAUUCUCACAGUUCUGACAGCGUCAAACAGCGUGUUAGUAAAAACGCAUUCUUCGUGCUGGUGCGGGUCGUGGAUGAGCUUUGUUUGGUGGAGCUCACAGAAGACAUCCUGAAGCAGCUCAUGGAUCUCGUGUUCAAUCUGCUAAUUGACGGGGAGCUCAUUCUGGCCCGCGUUCUGCGCAAGAACAUUCUAGAUAAAGUCCAACAGAAGAAGUUGCUGCAGUACUUCAACUCCCUCAAAACGCUCGCUGCACGAAGUGUGGCUGCAAGGCCUGGCACUCUGCAUGACUUCCGCAGUCAUGAGAUCGCAGAUCAGCUCACUCUCCUUGAUGCAGAUCUGUUUUAUAAAAUAGAGAUCCCUGAGGUGUUACUCUGGGCCAAGGAACAGAACGAAGAAAAAAGUCCCAAUCUAACCCAAUUCACAGAGCACUUCAACAACAUGUCAUACUGGGUUCGAUCCUUGAUUAUCCAACAGGAGAAAGCCCAGGAUCGAGAAAAACUUCUUCUGAAGUUCAUCAAAGUUAUGAAGCACUUAAGAAAACUCAAUAACUUCAACUCCUACUUGGCAAUAUUAUCAGCACUGGAUUCAGCACCUAUUAGAAGACUAGAAUGGCAAAAGCAAACUUCAGAGGGUUUGGAGGAGUAUUGCACUUUAAUUGACAGUUCCUCCUCAUUCCGGGUGUAUAGAGCAGCUCUGGCAGAUGUGGAGCCUCCAUGUAUACCCUACCUAGGUCUCAUCCUUCAGGACUUAACUUUUGUGCAUCUUGGGAAUCCUGACCUCAUUAAUGGAAAGAUCAACUUUUCCAAACGCUGGCAGCAGUUCAAUAUCCUGGACACUAUGAGACGCUUUCAGCAAGUGCACUAUGAUCUCAAACACAAUGACGACAUUGUUUCCUUCUUCAAUGACUUCAGUGAUCAUCUAGCUGAGGAGGCAUUAUGGGAGCUCUCUUUGAAAAUCAAACCUCGUAACAUCACAAGACGGAAAACAGAACGAGUGGAAAAGACAUAGUUCGUCCAAGUAAAUGAACUGCAUUUAAACCCCACCCCCCUAUGAAGUUGUAAGACACCGCAAUCAUAAUUUACUGUAAUGGCAGCUACGAGACUGGAAACAAUGCUGUAUUUCUGUUACAGUUUUUUUUUUUUUUUACGGUAUUAUAUUUUAUUUUGUAUUUGCACUGCAUCUUAGCCUGUUAGUAAAUCUGGAGUGGAACCAUGCCAAGCACAAAGAGUUCAGCCGGAUACAUGAGAUUAUAACCUGGGAUUUAAAGUGAUAUUCCAGGACCACUUCACCAUCUGGAUGUUGGCAGUGCAAUCUGGAAACAACACGACUCCAACGGCAAACUAAUAACAUUAUGCCUUAACAGGCACGGUGGAGGACUUAGUUCCAUUGAAGACUGAUAUUUUUAUUUAUUUUUUAUAUAACCAAUGCACAUAAAGACUCUUUGGGUUUAGAGGGAUUGCUGUAUGUUUAGCUACUGGAUUGAACAGCUUUAAGCAUGUAUGAUAAUAUGUCAUAAUGAGGUCACAAGGUCAUUGUCAUUAAUAGCACAGGAUUUAUUUGCUAAUUCUGCAUUUAACAGUUCUACGUUAAUCGCAUUUAUUACAUUAAUUCCUCGACAGGAGUGUGUCAAUAUAUUUGCAUCAAGCUCUUUUAAAUGUAUUGUCAAGAAAUGGCACUUCACUUUCAUAUUUCUGUUACAUACUUUUGCAACCUGAGGCCUAUUUAAAAUUGGUUGUCUUCCGAUUACUAUUAAUUAUUGCCACUAAUCAGGGAAACUAACAAUGUUGUUUGUUUUUUUAACAGUACAAGUUAUUUAUUUGUAUAUUAUGUGCAUAGAAAUGCUUGCAAUAUGUUUUUUUAUUCAAAGACUGUAAGCACCACUUGGAAAAGAAGAGUUGUGUUACUGGUUUUGUGGUACAUUUCAGUAUUUGUUUGCAUAAGAAAAGAAUAACAUUUUGCACAACAGCCAGGGACCUCCAAAAAAUAUUAUUUUGCACAACAGCCAGGGACCUCCAAGAAAUAUCAUCAUGUUCAAGGACCUGCUAUCAAGUGCUUGAAGCUGUUCAUGUAGUGGUUUUAAUGUGAUUUGUUUGUUUUUAUAUAAUGCAGUUUUUCUUUUGUUUUAAAAGGAUUUUUCAUUAACAUUUUCAGAGAGAUUUUUCUCUGGUGUGUGAUUAUAAAAUGUGCACUUUGAAGAUGAUUGGAGGGACAAGAAGAACUUUUGGGCAGGUCACAGAUGUACAUGUGAACCUGAAAUCCAGCAAUGAUUUUUACAGCAGGAAUCUGCUCUUACCUGCAAAUUAGAAUUAAGUUGGUUUAGAUUUCCAAAGACCACAAAUCACCACUGUUUUAAUAUGAUGAUUAUUCAGUUGCAUAUGAUGUACAACUGACAUGUACCUCUGUACAAGUAACCCUGUGAAACCUGGUAAAA